UAAUUUAUAAAACAAUCUAUUAACUUAUAUUUCUUUUAACUCCGAAUAGAUGUGUUAAGUGUUAAGACAACGUCAAAACUCUCAAGAUCAUCAUAAAAGUAACGUAUUAUCUAUUAUUUUUGGAGCCCUUCCAACGUAUUAGUUCAUAGACGAACACUUUACAGAAAACUCAAUAAACACAAAACAAAUUCAAGUUUGUUUGAUAGCGUGGUGCGAACGGAGCAGUGUAUUAAUACUGUUGGUUGUAUUAUUACAGGAGAUCGGCACAAGUCGGUGCCGCAAUAUGAUUAAGGCGGUCGACCUGAUAACUGUUAUUAUAAUAUUAAUGGAGGAUAUGCCUUAGCUGCAGGCGCGUGCGGCCCGCUCAACUUAGUACGUAUAAAUAGAAUGCACAUCGGGUGUAUGUAUUUAGCGUAAGAAAGUUUGAGUGCGGCCGGGCAGUCGACACGCUCGCGCCGCCGCCGCCGCCCGCCGCGCCCGCCGCGCCACAUCCCGACACAUCGCACGAUCCUCGUCCAACCCGUGUGCAGUGACGUACCUCCACCAUCAGACCGGUGUUCAGUGGCCCCAGUGAGUGUGCAGCGUGGCCGACGUGGCCGGCACGUCCGGACCGACAUCCCGACGGCGUGUAACCGUGUUUCAAAAAUAAAACGUUGCCGAUCCGAAACCGGAGCACCUCGAAGGUUAAUGACAAAAGCGGCGGAUAAUUGGAGCUUCGGCGAAAGCUGACGACGACACCAUGUCGACCCGCGACCGAUGAGGCCAGAGACAAACUGCGCAAACUAUGAAACGAAGAAAACAUGACACAGGCCGUAUCACUGCUCAAAUUCAUAAAAAUACCAAAAAAGUACCAGCGACUCUAGAAUAAAAAUGGCGCCCGCCGCGAACUCAACACUGCCACAGUAGUUCACCGAACCAAAGUGCCUUACCUCAACGAACUGUUUAAGCAAUAAGACGGUGCUUCGAAAACAAUAAAAAAAACUUUAAUAAAAAAUAGUGUUAAUAAUUAUAGUAAAAAUCGAACAAAAAAGGAACGAUUCAAAAAAUAUGCGCGUUACCGAACCGACGACUGAACUCACUCACUCGCAGCGUUUACAAUGUUAGACGUGUUCCGCGGCUUGAAGAAUCUUAUAAAGGUCAACUACAUACACAUCGACUCGCCAGUCUUCCGGCUGCACUACUCCAUCACGGUCAUCCUGCUGAUCGCCUUCAGCCUGAUCGUGACGACGCGCCAGUACGUGGGCAACCCCAUCGACUGCAUCCACACUAAGGACAUCCCAGAGGACGUGCUGAACACCUACUGCUGGAUCCACUCCACGUACACGCUGAAGAGCUUCUUCAACAAGAAGGUGGGGGUGGAGGUGCCGUACCCCGGCAUCGGGAACUCGCGGGAGAAAGGGAAGGAAGACAUGAGCGACAGGAAGAUAUACAAGUACUACCAAUGGGUGUGCUUUUGCCUAUUUUUUCAGGCGAUGCUGUUCUACGCGCCGCGCUGGCUGUGGAAGUCCUGGGAGGGCGGCAAGAUCCGCGCGCUGAUGAUGGAUCUCGAUGUGGGCGUGUGCACCGAGAUCGAGAAGAAGACCAAGAAGAAGCUCAUCCUCGACUACCUGUGGGAGAACCUGCGGUAUCACAACUGGUGGGCGUACCGGUAUUACUUGUGCGAGGGGCUCGCUCUUAUCAAUGUUAUAGGGCAAAUGUUCCUGAUGAACAUGUUCUUCGACGGCGAGUUCCUGACGUUCGGGCUGGACGUGAUCGCGUACAUGGAGUCCGACCAGGAGGACCGCGUCGACCCCAUGAUCUACAUCUUCCCCAGGAUGGUGAAGUGCACGCUGUUCAACAAAUUCGGGUCGUCGGGCGAGGUGGAGCGGCACGACGCGCUCUGCAUCCUGCCCCUCAACGUGGUCAACGAGAAGAUCUACGUGUUCCUCUGGUUCUGGUUCGUGAUCCUCGGCACGCUGACCUUCCUCACGCUGCUGUACCGCGUCGUCAUCAUCUUCUCGCCGCGCAUGCGCGUGUACAUGAUGCGCAUGCGCUUCCGCCUCGUGCGCCGCGACAACGUGGACACCAUCGUGCGCCGCAGCAAGAUGGGCGACUGGUACCUGCUGUACAUCCUCGGCGAGAACCUCGACUCGGUGAUCUUCCGCGACAUCAUGCACGAGUUCGCCAACAAGCUGAACCACAACUACCAGCACCACAUCCACGGCAUGCCGGACGCGUGACCUCCGGUGCCCGGCUGGGUGUUCCACACCUGACUGACGUCCCUGCAGCGCGACAUGGAGCCGCCCGUCUAGACUGCGCUGCCUAGCCACAAUCGUUAGUGGACAAUCGAACUCUAUGUGAGUGUGAAACAAAUAGGGCCCCAGAGCGGCGCCUUGAGGCACCCUGCUCUGAUUCUCUCGGACAAUACUGAUAUAGACUAUGUCGAGUAGCUCUAUCUAUACGUUAGUAGUGUAAUACCGCAGUGCAAUUCUCAACAUGCAAUAAUAGUUUGUACUUAAUCUAUAAGAACGUGAUCUCAAAUACGAAUCCUAUCGAAGGCCUUUGACGAUCUACUUAACUUGAAAUGUCCCGGGACGGUGACCCGUUAGACUAAUAACUUUAGUGUUCAAUUUUAGACGUACUUUUACAUUUAAUUUCGCUGCAUUUGUUUCGGGAAGCCGCUACUUCUUAUAUAGUCUAGUUAUUAAAUCGAUGCUAAGCACACGGAAAGCACACAACGAUAUCUUUUCUACACCAUUUCUCACCUGCCGAAAUUUACAGUAAAUAAUAUAUUAGGAGCAUAUGGAAUGAUCCAAUCUGCGGAUUAGUGCUGCAUGUCUACAAUAAGAUAAUUAUAGAACGGAACGAGGCCAAUGUCCCGCGGGUGUGGGCCGCCAUGCUGCCCCUGUCACUCUGACGUGUGUUUCGGCGCCAAAAGACAUUUGAACGUUUAAAUACACAUCUAUUGAUCCGACAUACACUUAUGGGAAACAGAGUUUUUUCCACAUUUCGUUAAUGGUUAUUGUUAGUUCACGUGAAUGUUUUUACAAGUUUUGUUAUAAACAAUGUAAUAAAAGUAGUUAAUGAUUGUUAUCGAGAAAUAACUACUUACUUAAUUAUGUAACGUAAAUAAUUAAAAAUCCAAAACGAAUUGAUAACAUGGGUGCAAUUACCUAAAUGUUUGUUACUCAGGUAAUUUUGUUUUUAAAUACGUUGGUAAGGUAGGUAUAAUUUUAUUCAGUCUCAAAAUAUGCCAAUUUUCUGGAGAAAAAAGAAAACUAUACCUACUUACCUCUUGCCUACAUUAAUUAGUAAAUAAGUAUAAUAAGUUUCUGUAAAUAUAUGUGAAAUUAUCAUUUAAGACAGAACUGGAAUUGUACUUAUCUUAAUUUCUUAUUUCCAAGAGUUUAGUAAAUUAAUAUACUCACCUACCCUUCAGUAAAGUAAGAUUUAGCCUUUAAAAAUCGAUUUGAUGGACAUAGAACCGUGAAACUAUACUGAAUUUGACAUCAUACAAGUAAAAAUACCUAAUAAGUUAAAGUACAUAUUACACGGUGGCAAAAUACCUAUGAUAGAAUUAAAUUACCUAAGCAUUUCAAGCGAUUUCAUCCUACACUAGAUACGAAUUAUUGUUAAGUAAUUUUAAUAAGAAAAUAAACCCAAAUCUAAUAUAAUAAGGCCUUGAAUGAAAUCGCUUGAACUGUGAUUCUUGAAGUUUCUGAAUUACCAUUUCCGGUAAGUAAUAAUUUGACAUAAUUUGAGGGCUGAAUUUGAAAAAGAUUGAAUAUUUAUUGGAUCAGUCCAAAACUAAGAACCAUUCCAAUAUUUGCUUGCAACUGUUAAUAAGGUUGGAUGCUUCUGAAUCAACCCCAAUGCCAAAUUACGCCACGCUCUGGUAUUUCAGAAACUUUAAGACAGUUUAGAGCUAAAUUUCUAUAAAAAGUUUGAACUAGCAACACUUGUAAUUAACAAGGGAAAUGAUGGACCGUAGCCUGUGCCUGAUUGGUUACCUCGUGUAGUUCAUAAACUUAGAAUAAGACUUUAUGUUCAAAUAUUAGCUGACUAAUAAUAUUGUGAUUCUAAAACACUAGUAAUUCUCUUACUUCCUCGUCUUCACGGCCUGGCUUUUCCAUUUGUCUCAAGCAAAAUAAAUAUUCCUUUAUUGUUUACUCAAAAUUGUUAUGCCAGCUUGGAACUUGUCGCAUAUAACUCGUUGGGUUGUAUAACUUUAAUAUUGACACUGGUUUAUUUGCUGAUUGUAUUGGUAUCUAUACAGUAUUAACAUCAUAUCAGCUUAUAGAAAUCUUUAUAUUCUUUUAUGAACUUUGUCAUCGAUACACUGUUUCUCUUGUAGAUCAUGCCAAGGAGUCUAAAGCAUAUGCAAAACAUCCUGCCUUAUUUACUAACCGGCUAGAUGAAGAAUUGUUUCAUAUGAUUGUGAACUAAAUAUCAAGUCUUCACACCAAGGCAGCAGUUUUCUAUAGAAAAUAUAGGUAUUAUCCUCAGACAGUGCAUCGAUGACGUACGUAAAGGGCUUGACCAGAUAUAACGAGUUAAUAACCGAAGUCAAUAAAAAGUAUGAUAAUUAAAAUCAUUGUUGGUAUGACAACAAUAAGAUUCAUAUUUCAUUUAGACUAAAUUAAAACUCUGAUGAGGGCGAAAAGCAUUCCUAUGCAUGUGCAUAAUAUCAAAAUCCUAUUUUGGUUGUACCUACCUGUUCCUAUCCAGAAGGCACCUUUCAAAGAGAUCAUGUCUGCUGGAACUGAUGCACAUACUUAAUUAAUGUAAACUUUACCUAUUUUUAAAAUCUAAGAAAGCUUCCGUUUAGUUCAGAAUUCGUACCGGAUAUCUGAUAUAUCUGGCCAAGCCCGUACUUUCUUAUAUUUUUCUAGUCUAGCCGCCAUGUCGCCAAAUAUUGUGCCAAACAUUAAGAACAUGUAGAUAUGAACCGACCAGGUCGCAAGGGACAGCUGGUAAUAAAUUGAUUGAAAAUCUA
Molecule: messenger RNA, 4975 nt
Organism: Plutella xylostella (diamondback moth)
Lineage: Eukaryota; Metazoa; Arthropoda; Insecta; Lepidoptera; Plutellidae
Gene: shakB
Product: Innexin family member shaking B
Cellular component (GO): gap junction; plasma membrane
Molecular function (GO): gap junction channel activity
Source: RefSeq, a predicted model, not a curated record